AUUGUCUGCGUCGUCUUCGUCGCUGUCGUUGUUAAGAGCUUCCCCAGGAUGUACGAGGAAAAUGCGAUGGAGGAGAACAGCGGCGAGGAUCGGACCGCGGAUAUAGAUCGCAACGGACAUGAUCACGGCGGUCAUCAUGACCACGCGUACUCGUAUCAUCAUUUUUUCGGACCAGUGGCAGGUCAUCACGAGGAGAUAGCCUGGAAAGAUAAACACGGGCACCAUCAUCACGACUAUAAGGCUCAUCCUAAGUACAAAUAUUCCUACGGUGUAGACGAUCAUCAUACUAAAGACCAUCACGGACAGAAGGAACACCGUGACGGCAAACAUGUUGAGGGCGAAUAUCAUCUCCACGAGCCCGGUGGCAAUGUCAGGAGCGUAAAAUAUCAUGCCAAUCCUCACGGCGGGUUUUACGCCGAGGUUCACAACUACGGCGGGAACGACCAUUCGGGUGGCACACACGGUGGUCAUCAUCGAUAGUUGAAAAAUAUCACGAUGAACAAUUAUCGAUAAAAUGAUUAAUGAGAAAGAGUGGCUAACGAGGAUGACGUUGUAAGCGAGCCUGCAUUCUGUACAAAACUCGAUCGUAGCCAAUAUAUUGUUAAAUGUCUAUUUUUACGUUUUACGAAUUAUGUAUCGUUGAAAUAAUAUUCUUGUAAGUUUUAAGUAUUUUAUCCGUUUACGUUAUAUGGU
Molecule: messenger RNA, 693 nt
Organism: Wasmannia auropunctata (little fire ant)
Lineage: Eukaryota; Metazoa; Arthropoda; Insecta; Hymenoptera; Formicidae
Gene: CPR11
Product: cuticle protein 19-like
Exons: 3
Coding region: 49-480 (143 amino acids)
Cellular component (GO): extracellular matrix
Source: RefSeq, a predicted model, not a curated record